This is a messenger RNA of Mesoplodon densirostris (Blainville's beaked whale), 677 nucleotides long. RefSeq names its product mitochondrial ribosomal protein L32 (gene MRPL32). The transcript has 3 exons. The record is from RefSeq and is a predicted model, not a curated record. The coding region runs from base 23 to 589 and encodes 188 amino acids. NCBI's taxonomy places the organism in Eukaryota, Metazoa, Chordata, Mammalia, Artiodactyla, Ziphiidae. Gene Ontology annotation, molecular function: structural constituent of ribosome. Gene Ontology annotation, cellular component: mitochondrial large ribosomal subunit. Gene Ontology annotation, biological process: translation.
GCGUGGUUUACGGGCGAGCAACAUGGCGCCUGCCAUGCUGAUGCUGAAGGUUCCGCCGUGGCCCGCAGCCCAGGGACUCCUCCGGAACUUUUGGGAGCAACUGCAGCGGAAACUUCGGCAGAGCCGGCCAGGCUUUCCCAGUCCUCAAUGUGAACCAGCAUUAGCGGUCCAAGGUCCAGCUAUGUUUACAGAACCAGCAAAUGAUACCAAUGGAAGUAAGGAGAUUUCCAGCUUUUUGGAGAACAUCUUUUGGAUGGCAGCUCCCAAAAACAGACGCAGCAUUGAAGUUAACAGGUGUAGGAGAAGAAACCCUCAUAAGCUUAUUAAAGUUAAGAACAAUAUAGACGUUUGUCCUGAAUGUGGCCACCUGAAACAGAAACACGUCCUCUGUGGCUAUUGCUAUGAGAAGGUGUGUAAAGAGACAGCGGAAAUCAGACGACAGAUAGGGAAGCAAGAGGGAGGCCCUUUCAAGGCUCCUACCGUGGAGACCACGGUGCUGUACUUGGGGGAGACACCCUCCAAGCAAGACCAGGGCAAGAGGAUCAUCGAGCGAGACCGGAAGCGGCCAUCCUGGUUCACCCAGAAUUGACAGCAAACGUGUUUCGAGAGGAUAACUUCACACAAGACGUUUCUCCUGAAAAAGAGGAAAAUUCUUUGUUUUUAUGUUGGUUGUGUGC